GUCGUCGAGCCCCAGACGCAUGGCACGUGCGGGUGACGUGUGAGGCAUUGCGGCGAUGGCUGCGGCCACCCGGCGCGCAGCACGUCAGUCGUGAAGCGACACGACAUCCUGCAGCCGUCGCGCCUGCCAAUAGCCGCGGCACUUUCUGUGAGCCCUCGAAACGAACUGCCUACAGCGCACUGCCCGUGUCGCCGUCCGUCCGUUGCGCUCUCUCACCGGUCGCGUUGAGCUGCAGCACGGAUGCGGACAUCUCCCCGCAAUUUCGUGACCAUCCCUCCAUCCGCCUCGCUUGAACUUUGAGCUCUGCCGCAAUUCCUCCUCUCAAUACCCGUCUCUGUAUCCUCGGCACUGCUGCAUCGCUCUCGCCCCCAGAGCAGCCAUCCCAGACCAUGGGCCGCUCCACGAUUCCGUCCGCACUCGCCGAGCUCUCGAAUCCAACGACCCCCGAGGCGCAGGUGGUCGCCCUGCGAAACCUCAAGAAUGAGAUUGUCGGGCACGAGCAGAGGAAGGAGCUGGCUGUCACACAUGGCGUCAUCCGGCCGCUUGCCGGGCUGCUGAAGGAGGGCGCGCGGAGAGGAGGGAAGAAGCGACACAGCAACGGCACCGCGCAGGAAACGAGCAAUGGAUCUGCGCCGCCGUCGCGCACACGGCCGGGCCGCGACGACUGGACGCGCGAAGACGAGCUGCGAUUCCAGGCCACGCUUGUCGUCGGCAGUCUGGCGAACGGUGGCCCUGCCUUCACGGCGCCGUUGCUGGCUGGCUGUGUCCUGCCUCCGCUGCUCGAGACGCUGCGCCUGACCGACACGCCGACGAGACUCCUCACGACCACUCUCAUGACGCUCAACCAGAUUGCCGAUGCCGUUGCGCAGGAGAAGCCGGGGCUGGAUGCGAAUGGCCAGAGUCUGGCGGCGCUCGUGCGCGACCAGAUGUACACGCGCGCAGUGGUGGACAACAUCGCGGAGAUACUGGCGCAGACAGCCGGUCCGUCCAAGACCAACCAGCAGAUCCUGCUGGCGAUACAGCUCCUGAAGAAGACAUGCGUGGAGGAUGUGCACAAGAAGAUGCUGGUCGAUGCCGGCAUACUGGACUUGUUGGCCAGUAAACUGGCGAGCAUUGCGGCCGCCGACGAGCUGCUUCCUCAGUCCGGGGCGAUACACCUGCAGCGUGAACAGGUCCCUCUAAGGUUUCUGUCCGAGAUCAUGGAGGCGAUCGCCGCUAUCAUCAAAGGCUCACACUUCUACACGGCCCGCUUCCUCUAUUCGCAGCCCAUACAACAACUCUUCGGCUGGCCGAAGGAGCGCACCUCGGCCGCAUACGACGCACAAACCGCCUUCGCACAGUCGUCAUGGGACAAGCUGAUACCCCGCGUGCAAACCAUAACGAGCAAGACCGAUCCGUACACCAAGUCGUGGCCAGCGCUCGGCUCCUACACAGCAGUGAGCGGAGAGAGCUAUGCGCGGCUCCCUAGCAUGGAGUCGCUGCAGCAAAGCUCCAGCCGUAGCAUCAUCACAGACGAGUCUGAGUCGCCGCUGUUCAUAUGGCUUAUGUACGUAGCAAGGCGCGGAGAGGGAGCAGAGCGCCUGUCUGCGUGCUAUCUUCUGGCGCUGCUGAAGAAGUUUGGCGAGAAAUGGCCGCUCAACGACCCUUCGAGGACGACCAGGGAAAGACAUUUCUCUUACCUCGUCAUACCGCUGGUCGUCAAGAUGGUCGAGGAGUCAGCUGAGCACGCCAAGAAGGCACACACGCUCAGUCCUGCGGCGAGAGACGAGAUGCGCUUCGUUCUUGAGCGCUCGCCGCUCGUUCUAGCCGAGCUCAUUACAGGGAACAAGACGCUCCAGACCGCCGCGGUGGAUGCGCGGAUCAUGCCUACCCUCGUGCAGAUCCUGAAGAAGUCCUUCGAGCGAGCAACAACAAACGCGAAGCCUCUCUGGCAGCCAAGAUCGGCGUCGCUCGAGGUCAAGGGCCAAGAUAUCGACCCCGAGUCUUCUACGCUGGGAAGAUCGGGUCUCAGCGCAGACGUCCUGCAUGCAUACCGGGUCCGAGAAAGCGCACUGUUGGCGCUGGCGGCGAUAGCUGGCGAUCAGGAUACGUAUCGCAAACUCGUCAUCGAGAUGGGCGCUGCGACACAUAUCAUCGAGUCGUUGGUGCCGUACUCGGAGUCGAGUGAGAAAGAUGGCAACCCGGAUGCGGUUCUCAGGGCGGCCUGCAAUAUCACAAGAUCGCUGUCGAGGUCGGUCAGUGUGCUCAGGACAAGUCUGAUUGAUCACGGGAUUGCGAAUCCGGUUUUCGAGUUGCUAAAACAUCAGAGUGUUAAGGUGCAGAUUGCGGCGACAGAGGUGAUUACGAAUUUAGUCUUAGAGGUGUCACCCAUGCGUACUGAGAUCAUCGAGGCUGGUAUCAUGAAGACGCUCUGCGAACACUGCCGAUCAGCCAACUUCGAUCUUCGGUAUGGAAGUCUGUGGGCUCUGAAGCACCUUUGUCUCGGCAUUCCUGUCGCUAUGAAGAUACAGUGUCUGGACGAGCUGGGCGUUGGGUUUCUCAUGCAGACACUCAGCGGGGAACCUACCAAGCCAGCGAUGGGCACACCGAAUGCUGCCGGUGAGCAGGUAGACCUCUUGAAUGCCGUGGACGAGCCACACAUGGAUGUGGAUGACGAGCCCUCUUCAGACGACGAUGAGGAUACAAUGACCGACAACAUCCCAUCAAUGCGGCGACAUCAGGGGCCUGGGUCGCGCUACACGAGCGCAACAAACAUCCGCGAUCGCUUGCAGCAGAUCCGGAUUGAUGAACUAGAUCCGCGAAUCAAGCUGGAACGCGAAGACCAAGCAAUCCAAAUGCAGUCUCUCGAUUUCAUUCGCAACUUCUGCUCUGAGGAGAAGCAGUCUGGCGAGAUGAUCGAUCACCUCCUGAAGACCUACGGCCAUAGCCGCUUCUUCGAAAUGCUCGACUCCAAAAUCCGACCCAAGACCACUACAUGGUCGCAGCCCCAGCCUCAAUCAGACACCCCAGUCCCGUCAUACUGGCCCGGCACAACCCAACAACGCCCGCCCUUCCCCUCCUCCCCCUCAGCCCAGACAAACUGGGCUCUCUACCACUCCCCCGAAAUCCUCAAAGCCGCCGUCUUCAUCUUCGUGCACCUCGCCAACGGCCGUCCACACCACCGCUCGCUCCUCCUCUCCCAAACAAGCCUAAUGCGGCACCUGCUCCCGCUCUUCUCGCACCCUGUGCGCGACGUGCGCCUCGGCUGUGCCUGGAUGGUCAUCAACCUCGUGUGGGUCGAGGACCACACCGAAGAGGGCCCAACCCGCGAGCGAGCGCGCGUCCUCAGAGACACGGGCUUCGAAGCCAAGGUCAGCGAGCUGACGCGCGAUCCCGAUCUCGAUGUUAGAGAGCGCGCGAAGACGGCUAUGGACGUCCUCGGGCGGAUGAACGGGGAGGCCGGUGCGGCGGAGAGGAGAGAGGGGCGCACCGGGUACACGAGUCCGAGCCAGGCGUUUGGGGUCGAGGGCUUGAGGGGCCUGCAGGGCUGGGGGCGGGAGCACCGCGGCUGAGAAGCCAACGGCUCGAAUCGGGGGUGUAUGAUAUAUGUUUGUCUUUGCAUCGUCUGGCGUUCCGGGUUGCCUCGGCGGCG
Molecule: messenger RNA, 3631 nt
Organism: Boeremia exigua
Lineage: Eukaryota; Fungi; Ascomycota; Dothideomycetes; Pleosporales; Didymellaceae
Product: armadillo-type protein
Exons: 3
Coding region: 390-3551 (1053 amino acids)
Biological process (GO): proteasome-mediated ubiquitin-dependent protein catabolic process
Cellular component (GO): GID complex
Molecular function (GO): protein binding
Source: RefSeq, a predicted model, not a curated record